AUUGGAGCAGGUCGGAACGGAGGAGAGGUCGUGAGCGAGCGGAUCACAUUACGCAUAUCACAUCCGUACUCCGUACUAUCCGCAGUGCACUGUGCAUCGGUGAUCGGUGAAGCUGAAACGAGUGAAGGCGAUAUUACGUACAUAAUACGCGAACGCUGGCGGUGAACGAUAUCGCGACUAUCCUUGUCGUCGUGGUCGUCAUCAUCAUCAAGAGUGCGUCUAGCAGCUGGCCUAGCCCGGUUUCGCGACGGAGAUGAUCGUCGCUCGCAAUAAUCGUGACGGAGCGAACGUGACGACGUGCCGGAAACUCACCGUCUCGGCGGGGAUGUGAGCGAGAGGAACGCGCUCGUGAGAGCGCCGCGCGGCGUCGUCGUCGUUGACGACCAGCAACCACGACGACCUGGCCGGCUAAUCGAAGGGAUAAGAGACGCGCGCGCGGCAGUGUUGUUAUCAUUGUCGCUGAACGCGGUAUAUACGAGCGACUCACGUCCCAGGGGGAGCACGAUGGCGGAUUUCGAUGCAAUCUACGAGGAGGAGGAGGAACAUGAACAGCAUUUAGAGGGUCACUACGUCGCGAUGGUGCCGGACCCGAUCGUGAUUCGUGGGGCUGGCAACAUGACAGUAUUCGGUCUCAGUAACCGUUUUGAAUCGGAGUUUCCCAACGGCCUCAUGUCUCGCGUAGCUCCAGAAGAGUUCAAGGCGACUGUUAUGAGAGUGAACAGUGUAUUGAAAAAGACUUUACCUGUUAAUGUUAAGUGGUUAUUCUGCGGUUGUGUAUGCUGUUGCUGUACUCUAGGAUGUUCUCUGUGGCCUGUUAUUUGCUUGAGCAAGAGGACUCAGCAUUCGUUAAACAAAUUGUUAGAAUGGGAGAAUAGUAGGCUCUACCACAAACUCGGUUUACAUUGGAGACUGGCAAAACAAAGAUGCGACAGCUCCUCCAUGAUGGAAUAUGUUCUUUUGAUUGAAUUUAUUCCAAAGAUUCCAAUCUAUAGGCCCGACUAAACAAUGGGCAAUCGUGCAAUUAAUAAUAUGUACAAUGCAGAUAAUCAGCAAUGUGCAAUGUGCAACUGACAUGCAGAGAAAUACAGAGAAGAUAAAGUGCCGCUACGAUAUAGGUACUUUUCUAGUACUUAUGUAAUGCAUAUUUUUGUAAAUAUUCUGGGUAGGAAUGCACAGUACAAUAAUUCGACGUAACAGAGAAUAGAUCACGUUUUGAUCAUAGAAAGAAAAAGGCAAUUGUUAAUUCUUUACAAUUAAUUUAAACUAAAAAAAUAUUGCAAACUGAAUGAUUAUUUUCUCAGAGAUAUUCAUUAUAUACGUUUGGAAUAGAUCAUAAAUCAGUUUCCAUAUUUUUAAAUUUUUUGCGCUGAAAACUACUCGACAGCUUUAUUUAUUAGUGUAUACAGUAAUUGCAAGAAUAAUCUCAUCGUUUUUUAUCCGAGUUCCUUGUAACAUUUGGUUAAUCUGUACUCGUCAACUAGAAUUUAAGCCUUCAGGUAAGAAAUUAAUCUGAUUCAGUACAACGAAUUUAUUAAAGUACAGAUAACGUCAAAAUGAGUCACGCUAAUCAAUCUGUCUAAUCGUGUAUAAUGUUACAUGCACACUCAUGUACAUACAUACGUGUACAUACAUAGAAACUUAUUUUAACUAUAGGUUAAUUUCUUACCACCGUGAUAUUAGAAAGUAUGAAAUGUAAAGCGCAACUUUACUUUCUGAUACAAAUUUCUCAAAAUAUUUUAACACGAAUAAAUCAUCCGAAAUGAAGAAGCAUACGUUGCGAUUAAAAGAUAUCGAUAUAGAUUUUAGAAGAAAUAGAUAGCAAUCGCUGAUAAAUGUAAAAUAUAUACCGAUGAGAUGAAAUUUUAAUUGCAAAACGCAUCAGUUUAUAAUAGGGCAAACAGUACGGAAACUGUAGAAUAGCAUCAGCGUAAUUAUUGGGCACAGAAGAACAUAAGAAAAUAUUGUAGAAAACUGCCAUGAACGAGCUCAUUAAUUCUUGCUUUUUAAUGAAAAAAAUCAACGUUAUCACUUUUUAUGCAUAUGCUGUCGCAUAAUUUUAUGUGUCCAAUCGCAUGACUUUUAGAAGGAAUGAUCGACACUUAGCGCAUGGACAUUUCUGUCACAUAUCUGUUUUCCUUUUAAGCUAAUGUUAAACUAGUCUUAAGAAGAAUGAUGAAAUUGUUUAUUAAUAAAUUUUAAUUUUAUGGAUAAUAAUACAUUUUAAUUUACUUAAGUGGCACACUGCUAUCACAGUACUGUUUACUCUAUUCUUGUUAAUAUAUAUACGUAAUAUACUGUUUCUCAGAUAAAAACAGGGAUAGGAUUACCAAAAUAUCAGAACAACGUCUCCCAUGUAAAGGAACUUUGUUGUGUAGGCACUAUUUUACAUUGCAGUUUAAUAUGGUUCCGCACAGAUAUUUCUCUACUAACAACUUGUCUAAUAUGUGAUAAUGCGGCUGUUAUCAGCUCCGCAUUACUUUCGCACUGAAGAAAAAAAAAAUUAAGCAAAUUUACUCAUUAUCAGGCGCCCAAAACAUAAAAUGAUUGUAGAAAAAUAUGCAAAAACAUGUGAAAAUACUGUAAGUGUUUCUGUUGCUGUUCAGUGGCUG
Messenger RNA from Acromyrmex echinatior (Panamanian leafcutter ant), 2609 nucleotides. RefSeq names its product cysteine-rich hydrophobic domain-containing protein 2. The record is from RefSeq and is a predicted model, not a curated record. Lineage: Eukaryota; Metazoa; Arthropoda; Insecta; Hymenoptera; Formicidae.